CUCCUCAUUCCAGCACAGCUGAGGAGGAAGAUGGAGGUCACUACUCGUCGUGCUGCUGUGCUGCUCCUCCUGCUUCUAUCUCAGGCAGUGCUCACUGUUCACUCACAGGAGGAGGAGGAGGUGGUCGUCCAGGAGGAGGAGCUGCAGGAGGAGGACCAGCAGGUGAUCGAGACGUGGACGAGUAACAUCAAAGCCUGCACCUGUGAUUGCGAAUCUGCUGAAUCACCGACACGCAGCCCUGCUGUCAUACCAGCUGUCCUGCCGACCUCACCGCCUCCAACGCCACCACCUCAGGGUCACCCACUGACCUGCAUGCCAGAAUGCCCCUACCACAGUGCUCUGGGCUUUGAAUCUGGAUCUGUGACUUCAGACCAGAUCAGCUGUUCCAAUCAGGACCAGUACACCAGCUGGUACUCCUCAUGGAUCCCCAACAAAGCUCGCCUUAACAACCAGGGCUUUGGGUGUGCUUGGCUGUCCAAGUUCAAUGACCAGUACCAGUGGCUGCAGAUCGACCUGAAGGAGGUGGGCGUCGUGUCCGGUAUCCUCACUCAGGGCCGCUGUGAUGCUGAUGAGUGGAUCACCAAAUACAGCAUCCAGUACCGCUCUGUGGAAACCCUCAACUGGAUCUACUACAAGGACCAGACAGGAAACAACAGGGUCUUCUAUGGGAACUCUGAUCGUUCGUCCACGGUACAAAACCUGCUCCGUCCUCCCAUAGUGGCCCGUUACAUCCGACUGCUGCCGCUGGGAUGGCACACCCGCAUCGCCAUUCGGAUGGAGCUGCUGAUGUGCAUGAACAAGUGUACCUGAAGUGCACUCUGCCUGCUCUCUCCUCACCGUCCAUCCUUCCCCUGCCAACCUGCCACUUGCCAAAAGGGGAACACUGGUUCAGCACUGAAAGAUCCAUAAUGUUACUUUGAUUCAACCUUCAUUCCUUGAACAUGUCUGUCUGUUGUCGGUGAGGCUCGAAGCACAUUUUUCUGUCACUUCAUACACAAUUUGUCUGUCUUAAAAGUCUGUUGUGCUACAAUGUAAAUACAGAAUUAGACACCUUCCUUGAUGCAUUCCAGCGUAAAAUACAAUCUGAAGAGAAAAAAAGAAUAUUUGAUGAGUUAUUCAUAAACUUUCUUUAAAUCUGAGUCCAGAAAUAAGAAAAGAAUCUCCAGAUCAAAUCAAAUGAGCUUGUUUUAUUUGAGAUUUACUGGUACAUAUGUAAACAUGAAUAUUUUAAAAUUGUUAAGCAUUCAUCUGUGGGUUUAUGUUCUCAUGUAAAUGCUCUUGUUGGAAAAAAAAGCAGAUAAACACUGACUAUGCUACUAAUUUGUGUCUGUAAUAAAAGCACAAACUUAAUACUUGA
Acanthochromis polyacanthus (spiny chromis) is the source of this 1357-nucleotide messenger RNA. RefSeq names its product retinoschisin. NCBI's taxonomy places the organism in Eukaryota, Metazoa, Chordata, Actinopteri, Pomacentridae. Bases 31 to 810 code for a protein of 259 amino acids. The record is from RefSeq and is a predicted model, not a curated record. The transcript is spliced from 6 exons.